UACCACUGAUUUACACAACAUCAGUUUCAGUAGUUGGAAGAUAAAGAAAAAUAUUUUCGAUAUCAGAACUUUGCCGCACAUUGAGCCUAUUCAGUCAGGGAGAAACUCAAUAUGCAUGGAAUUGGAGUCAGAAUCCGGGUGUGAUGCACUAAGGAGUCAUCAGAAAUCGCUUCUUAAAUCUGGUAGAUUUGGUGUGCGGUGCUCAUUAGCGGCAGAGACGGGUUGUAUUCGAGCUCACAAACGGAAACGAGCGAGGCGUUCUUCAGAGUCAGCUCCGGAGUUAGUGUACACGUUCAUUGAGCAGGCGGUGCAGCCCGGUGCCGCAGUCGCCCUCAAGUGCUCUGCCCUCGGGGACCCACCUCCGCGCUUUCGCUGGACCCUGGACGGACAACCCGUUCCCUCACAUCAUGGGGCCUCCAUAUCAGAAGGCCGUGAGAGCGGUCCCUCAGGCGUGGGUGGCAGCCAUAACUACGUGGUCUCGACUUUGUCACUGGGGGGUGCAAGAGUGGAGCACGGAGGCCGCUACGAGUGCCGCGCCGUAAACUCGCACGGCUCUGUCGCGCACUUAGCCCGUCUUAACGUUUACGGUCCACCAUACAUACGAGCAAUGAAUCCAGUGAAGGCCGUGGCUGGGACGGAAAUUUCAGUCUGGUGUCCGUACUACGGCUUUCCAAUCGACUCGGUGAAAUGGGAAGGAGGAAUGGGUUCCGAUGCGAGAUAUCAACAGCAAGACGGCCGUUUGACUAUUAUCAACGUGGACAAGAGCAGAGAUCAAGGCGGCUGGACCUGUUCAGUUAUGACACCGGGAGGAGAAUUAGCUAGACGAGAGGUGCAAGUGUCGGUGGUGUCACCGCCGGUAGUAUCGCUUUCGCCGCCGCCUGCGCUACGCGCCGCCGACCGCGCCCAACUCACCUGCACCGUGACAUCGGGCGACAUGCCCGUCUACUUCUCUUGGCUCAAAGAUCGUCUGCCAGUCUCUACCGCGCUACAGGUGGAAGAGCGCGGUGCGGAAUUCUACAGCAUGCUGGUGUUCAAAAGGGUCUCGGCGGCGCACAGCGGCGUAUACACAUGCGUCGCCACGAACGCCGCCGGACGAGCCAACGCCUCCGCCGAGGUCGCCGUCAAAGUACCACCGUAUUGGCAAACGGAGCCGGCUGACGGCGCAGUUUUGCUCAACGGGUCCCUCACCAUCUCGUGCGACGCACGAGGCCACCCGCUUCCCUCCGUCUAUUGGACCAAACUAACCGGAAACACAGAGACAGCAUUGGGUGCCGUAUCAGAGCCGGCGGUGCUGAGCAAUGGGUCGUUGUGGUUGGCGGCGGCGCGUGCCGACCACUCCGGCCGAUACCGCUGCCGUGCCGAUAACGGAGUGCCGCCGCCACUCGCCAAGACUCUCAAAAUACACGUCAAUGAACCGGCGCGGUUCGAGUCUCAGUCGGCAAACGUGUCAGCGGCGCAGGGCGAGUCUGUCCGGCUGGUGUGCGCGGUGCGCGGCGACACCCCACUCGCCAUCGCCUGGACGCACGCCGGCCGACCGCUCCCUAACUCUGACUACAGGAUGAGUAUUUCGGAGACGCGUAGUGCAGAGGGUCUGCGCAGCGAGCUGGUUGUAGAGCGCGCCGGAAGACGGGACUCCGGUGUGUACCGCUGCCAGGGCUCGAACCCCUACGGCCGCUCAGACCACUUCUUGCAUCUUGCUGUACAAGAGCCGCCAGAGCCACCGAGCGACUUUCGUGUGGUGGAGACGACAUCUAGAUCGGUGCGAGUGUCGUGGCGGCGACCAUACGACGGCAACUCACCCGUGGUUUCUUAUGAGCUGCAGUAUCGGCCGCAUACGCACCUUCCUCCUGCUUCCGACGGCUGGUCAGACGCGCGAGCGCAUAAUGUGUCGGUCUCCCCGCCCUCCCACGACGCUUAUUCUGACGUGGAGAGCGCCACUAUAGAUUCGCUGGAACCAGCCACAGCUUAUUUGGUGCGGGCUCGCACGCUGACAGCACAAUUUGCGUCUACACAUACCCGCGCCGUCCUGGCCCUCACGCAGCACGAGCCGCCUUCCCGCCCACCCCUCGGUCUGCGGGCAUCUGCUCCACGGCCUGCCACCGUCGAACUAGCCUGGCAGGCGCCGUCGCAGUCGUCUUGGAACGGGGAGCUCCUCGGGUACACGGUGUGGUGGUGGGUGUCGGCUGACGGUGCGGUGUCGGGCGGUGCCAACGUCGGUAUGGAGUUCGCCACUGUCCGAGGAAAGGUCACGAAGUACAUCAUUGAAGGACUGGAACAUUAUACAAGAUAUUCAGUGAGCGUCAGAGCUUUCAAUAGCGCUGGUGCCGGACCGGCCACGCCCCCAGUGAACACGUUAACUAAAGAGAGUGUGCCAUCGGAGGGCCCGCGUGCAGUUCGCUGUAGAGCGGUAUCACCGCAGAGCCUCAAAGUGGAGUGGUCUCCGCCGCCUGCGCACGCACACCACGGAGCGCUGUUGGGUUAUAAACUUCUGUAUCGGCCUGAACUCACGGCGGAAUGGAUGGAGUGGGACGUGCGGGGUGCGAGCGGGGGGAGCACUGGAAGUUGGGGCGCAGAGGUGAAGCGGGUGUCGGGCGUGGAAACGCUCGUACUGGCGCUGCAGCCGCACGUCAACUACACCGUGCAGGCGUUGGCCUACACUGCCGCCGGAGACGGUGCUCCUGCCCCACCUUUGCGCUGUGCCACACACCAGGACGUUCCAGGACCACCGGCCGCCAUAAAAGUAGUGGCCACGUCCGCUUCAGCUUUGGCAGUCAGCUGGCUGCCACCCGUGAGGGCCACUGGACCGGUACUCUAUUACACCGUCUUCUAUAGAGAGCUGGGCAGAGAGCGACCGCCGCAGUCGACGAGAGUGCCCGUCGAGGAUGGCGAAAAGUUGGUCGGCUUGGGCGGAAUGGCCGAGUUGCGACCUCUUACCGAGGGCGCCACUUACGAAGCCUGGGUCACGGCGCAUUCCGCCGCCGGCGAGGGCGAGCCUUCCGCUCCGCAACCCGCCACUACCACCGCCAGAGCGGGUGUGCGGGUGCUAUCGUUCGGCUUGUGGACUCGAGUUGGAUGCGGUCGAGCGCUGCAACUGGCCUGCACGUGGCGCGGAGACCCCCCUCCUAGGGCCCGCUGGCUGCGCGCUGACCGCCCCCUUACGCACGACCCGCGUGCCCGACUCACGCCACUCGGACAUCUCGCUCUGCACGACUUGGACGCGUCAACGAGCGGCAAUUACACGUGCUCGGCCCGCAACACCUUUGGCUCGGAGGAGGUGACCUACCGCGUGGAGUGCCUUCCGCCCCCCGUGCCCCCCGCCCUUACUCUUCUACACGCCGACCACACCGAGGCGCAACUCGCUUGGCGCACUGCACACCAUGCCGCGGCGCCGCCUCACGGUUUUACGAUUUCGUGGAUACGUUUGAGAGAAGAUAGCAUAGAGUCGGAGCAGUCUCGUUCCGAUAUAGAAGAGAGAACGAUAGAGAUGGGAGGAGAGGCGAGUGGCGUGACACUGCGAACGCUGUCCUGCGGGGCCACAUACUCCGUACGUGCCGUGGCGCAUUCGCGAGCCGGCAGUUCGUCGCCCUCCGCGCCUCUCUUAGUCAGGACAAAACCGCCUGUGUUGGUGUGGGAGGGCGGAGGAAGCCCGGAGGAGAGCCGCGAGGGGGCGGAAGCGGCAGUGUGGAGUAACAGCAGCGCUAUUGCCGUGGAUGCUCGUCGGGCCGUGCGUUGUGGUGCUCGCCUCGUGCGCAUACAGUGGCGCGUCGCCAGCGCCGCCUCACCCGCACCCUGGGCUGACGCCGACCUCACGGCGUUGCAUCACCGUCGAGAGGUGGUGAUAGGCGAGUUGUCAGCGAGCACGUGGUACACGCUGCGACUUUGGACCACCACCGAUACUGCUCGUCACCAGGCUGUACUCUACGCCGCUACCACUACGCACUCUGGCGAACGUCUUCGGCGCCCGACGUCUUUCUACAGCGAAGGUGCUGCGGGUCGGCCGCCGCCGGGCACCGAGCAGACGGAGCGCGUGCUGGGCGCCGUGUCUCUGGCGUUCGCCGCCCUCGCCGCGCUCGCUGUCACCACAUUACUGCUCGUGCUGCUCGCCCGCCGAAGCUCGCUGUGGUCGUGACGCGUGGGCGGGCGGCGAGAAGGUCGGCGCUGCAGUCACUCGGGCGCAAGUACCGAUAAGUCUGUUUGCGUGGAGCAACAGAAUCUACGCAACUGUCAGCACGAUUACAAACACGACAAGUUGUCUCCGGCUUCAGACGUGUACGAGAUCAGCCCCUACGCGACCUUCGCCGUUGGCGGUGAGGCGGCCGAACACACUUUACAGUUCCGCACGUUUGGUCUUCGCGACA
Molecule: messenger RNA, 4358 nt
Organism: Pieris rapae (cabbage white)
Lineage: Eukaryota; Metazoa; Arthropoda; Insecta; Lepidoptera; Pieridae
Product: Down syndrome cell adhesion molecule-like protein Dscam2
Exons: 30
Coding region: 116-4129 (1337 amino acids)
Biological process (GO): cell-cell adhesion; axon guidance
Cellular component (GO): axon; plasma membrane
Molecular function (GO): protein binding
Source: RefSeq, a predicted model, not a curated record